CUGCUCGACGGCUUCCUCCAGGCGUUCCUGCUCAUCUUCUUCAGCGAGAUCGGCGACAAGACGUUCUUCAUCGCCGUCAUCCUCGCCACCCAGCAGGACAAGGCCACGGUGUUCGCGGGAACCUUCGGCGCCCUCGCGGUCAUGACCGUCAUCUCCGUCGGCAUCGGCCAGGUGUUCCACCUCGCGGAGGAGUCGACCACGGCGCUGGCGGGAUCCAACUGGGACGAUUACCUCGCCGUCGCGCUCCUACUCGUCUUUGGCGUUCAAACCAUCCUGGGCGCCGAGGAGGACACCGCGGAGGAGGAAGAGGAGGACGCCAAGGUGGCCGUCGCGGGCAUGCAGUUCGACGGCAACGCCGCGCUCGUGCUGUCCACGUUCGCGCUGGUCUUCGCCGCGGAGUGGGGCGAUAAGAGCUUCAUCGCGACGAUUGCGCUCUCCGCGGCGGCGUCCCCCUUGGGCGUCGUGGCGGGCGCGGUGGCGGGACACGGCGUCGCCACCGGCCUCGCGGUGUUCGUCGGAGAUAUCCUCGGGGAUAAGAUCCCCGAGCGGGUGAUCAAGUACGCGGGAGGCGGGCUCUUCAUCGUGUUUGCCAUCCUCACCGCGCUCGAG
Micromonas commoda is the source of this 609-nucleotide messenger RNA. RefSeq lists its product with no specific name. Gene Ontology annotation, cellular component: Golgi apparatus; chloroplast thylakoid membrane. The record is from RefSeq and is a predicted model, not a curated record. Gene Ontology annotation, biological process: calcium ion transmembrane transport; Golgi calcium ion transport; manganese ion transmembrane transport. The transcript has a single exon. The annotation marks the transcript as partial. Lineage: Eukaryota; Viridiplantae; Chlorophyta; Mamiellophyceae; Mamiellales; Mamiellaceae. Gene Ontology annotation, molecular function: calcium ion transmembrane transporter activity; manganese ion transmembrane transporter activity.